CUAGAUUCGAUAUGUCACUGCGGGCGAGUCAGAGUGGUUGGUAAAACAAGGCAGUCGGUCAUUGCGAUCUGGCAAAAAGCCGCAGAUACGGAUCGCAACCAAGCUACUUGGCGUUCGCCGCGAACCUGAAAACUUAAAGCGCUCUCUACGCUCUCGAAGACGCAGAGCGUCUCAGCCCGCGCGGAGACCCGCACUGACCGACAGCACUGCGGAAUCCUCGUGCAGCGAUUACAUCUUCAAUGCGAGAGAGAGGGAGAGGGAGAGAGAUAGAGAGAGAGAGAGAGAGAGAGAGAGAGAGAGAGAGAGACGAAUGGGAUGGGAGGUGUAGUGAGGCCGCCGGGUCUGAGAGUCCUCAGAACGGCGUAGUGGUUGAAUAGGGACUCGCUGAUCUUGAGCUUGGAUGGAGAUCUGCUAAUGUUUUUUUUCAUGCGCUGGAUUCGCCUGCAUAUUUGUAAACUUCGGCGUUGCAGACGGGAUUAAAAUACAAACGUGACGGAGAGGAAGAGCUGAAAAACCCACGGGAUUGGUUUAAAGCGCAUUCUUUUUCAUGCGUCUGGCGAUAGUAAAUUUGGAGUAUCAAGGAAUUGGAAUUCCUGUGAACAAGCUCAUCAUCUGCAGUGUCGAUGCGGCUGCGGCUGUGAAGUGCAAAAAGAGACGAUUACAGGCACACAAUGCCCUCCAGUAAAAGAAGAGAUUAAUCUUUGAUUGGCCGAAAGUACUGGAUUGAGCUGUUCUUCCAUCCUGGGGAGGAGUUAGUCCCCUGAGUCGUCCAGAGACAUGGUGUCCUUCACGUGGAGACGGACCUGUUUGGCCCUUCAUUGUCUCUUCCAUGUCCUGGCCCUUCCGUCGUCCGCGUCACGGCAACAACAGCAGGCCGCGGCGCCGAACGCCGUCGACGCGGAGUACAGCACGUUCUACGUGGAGAACCCCGAGUGGACCCUCAACCACCUGGCGGUGGACUCCCGUAACGGGAACGUGUACCUGGGGGCGGUGAACCGGAUCUACAAGCUCUCCUCGGCCCUGGAGCUCCAGGUGGCCCACCAGACCGGGCCGGACGAGGACAACCGCAAGUGCUACCCGCCGCGCAUCGUGCAGCCGUGCAGCGAGCCGCUGGCCCUCACCAACAACGUCAACAAGAUGCUGCUGGUGGACUACCGGGAGAACCGGCUGCUGGCCUGCGGGAGCCUGUUCCAGGGCAUCUGCAAGCUCCUGCGGCUGGACGACCUGUUCAAGCUGGGCGAGCCGUCGCACCGCAAGGAGCACUACCUCUCCGGCGUCAACGAGAGCGGCUCCGUCAUCGGGGUCAUCGUGUCGUACGGCGACGCCUCGGCCACCGACAAGCUCUUCGUGGCCACCGCCGUGGACGGCAAGCCGGAGUACUUCCCCACCAUCUCCAGCCGCAAGCUGGCCCGCAACUCCGAGGAGGAGGGCAUGUUCGCCUACGUGUUCCACGACGAGUUCGUGGCCUCCAUGAUCAAGAUCCCGUCGGACACCUUCACCGUGGUGCCGGACUUCGACAUCUACUACGUGUACGGCUUCGGGAGCGGCAGCUUCGUCUACUUCCUGACGCUGCAGCCGGAGAUGGGCGGCCCCGCAACGGGCUCGUCGGCCGCCCGCGAGCAGGUCUACACCUCCAAGCUGGUGCGCCUGUGCAAGGACGACACGGCCUUCAACUCCUACGUGGAGGUGCCGCUGGGCUGCGUCAAGGGCGGGGUGGAGUACCGCCUCCUCCAGGCCGCCUACCUGUCCAAGGCCGGGGCCAUCCUGGCCCGCUCGCUGGGCGUGGGCCCGGACGACGACGUCCUCUACGCCGUCUUUUCCAAGGGCCAGAAGCGGCGCCCCCGCGAGGCCUCGCAGGAGUCGGCGCUCUGCGUGUUCCCGCUCAGGGAGAUAAACGAGCGGAUCAAGGACCGCCUGCAGUCCUGCUACAAGGGGGAGGGGACGCUCGACCUGGCCUGGCUCAAAGUCAAGGACAUCCCCUGCAGCAGCGCGCUCUUGACGAUCGAUGAUAACUUCUGCGGUUUGGACAUGAACGCGCCCCUCGGCGUCUCUGAGAUGGUGCGUGGCGUGCCCCUCUUCUCCGAGGAGUCGGACAAGAUGACCUCGGUCAUCGCCUACGUCUACAAGAACCACUCGCUGGCCUUCGUCGGCACCAAGAGCGGGCGGCUCAAGAAGAUCCGAGUGGACGGCCCUUCCCACGGUGCCUUGCAGUACGAGACGGUCCAGGUGGUGGAGAGCGGGCCGGUUCUGCGAGACAUGGCCUUCUCCGCUGACCACAACUUCCUCUACGUCAUGUCCGAGACGCAGCUCACUCGGGUUCCCGUGGAGGCCUGUGGUCAGUACUCCACCUGCAGCGAGUGCCUGGGCUCCGGGGAUCCGCACUGUGGCUGGUGUGUGCUCCACAACACGUGCACCCGGAAGGAGAAGUGCGAGCGCUCCUCCGAACCCAGAAGGUUCGCCUCGGAUAUCAAACAGUGUGUCCGUCUCAGCGUCCACCCCAACAACAUCUCUGUGUCUCAGUAUAGUGUCAUGCUGGUCCUGGAAGCCCACAACGUUCCGGAGCUUUCCGCGGGCGUGAACUGCACCUUCGAGGACCUGGCCGAGAUGGACGGGCUGGUGGAGGGGAACCAGAUCAGGUGCACCUCACCUGCCGAAAAGGAGGUCCCUCGGAUCAUCUUCGACAAAGGUGGGGAGGGAGACCAUCAGAUCGUUCAGCUGUAUCUGAAAUCCAAGGAGACAGGCCUGGCCUUCGCCAACACCAGCUUCGUCUUCUACAACUGCAGCGUGCACAAGUCGUGUCUGUCCUGUGUGAGCAGUCCCUAUCAGUGUCACUGGUGUAAGUACAGGCACGUCUGCACCCACGACCCCCGAACCUGUUCAUUCCAGGAGGGCUGGGUCAAGCAGCCUGAGGAGUGUCCCCAGCUGCUCCCCGCUGAUCGGAUCCUUGUCCCCGUGAACGUUGUGAAGCCCAUCACCCUGCGGGCCAAGAACCUGCCCCAGCCGCAGUCGGGCCAGCGCGGCUACGAGUGCGUCCUCACCAUCCAGGGCCAGGAGCAGAGGGUCCCCGCCCUCAGGUUCAACAGCUCCAGCGUGCAGUGCCAGAACACCUCAUAUUCCUAUGAAGGGAUGGACACAGGCAGCCUCCCGGUGGACCUGAUGGUUAUCUGGAACGGCGACUUUAGCAUUGACAACCCGGCCGACAACAAAGUCCACCUGUACAAGUGCGACGCCCGGCGGGAGAGCUGCGGCCUGUGCCUGAAGGCCAACCCCCAGUUCGGCUGCGUGUGGUGCAAGGGCGAGAACCGCUGCACCCUCAAGCAGCACUGCCUCCACCCCGAGAACCAGUGGCUGGAGCACGCCGGGCCCAACAGCAAGUGCACGCACCCCAAAAUCACACAGAUCACGCCGCUUCGUGGACCUCGGGAGGGCGGGACCUUGGUGACCAUCCGGGGCGAGAACCUGGGCUUGGAGUUUUGGGAGAUCCAGGGUCGCGUGAAGGUCGCCGAUGUGGACUGCACACCCGUGCCAGGGGGCUACAUCCCUGCUGAGCAGAUUGUGUGUGAGAUGGGCAAGGCUGAGAGGAGCCAAUAUGCGGGCAACGUGCAGGUGUGUGUGGGGGAGUGCAGGCCGGAGUUCAUGGCCACCUCAUACAAGUACUACUAUUUCGUGGUCCCCAAACUGCUUCACCUGAAGCCCAGUCGGGGGCCCGUUUCUGGGGGGACCAUCGUCAACAUCACCGGUAGCAACCUGGACGCCGGCAGCAACGUGUCCAUAAUGUUUAAGGAUCAGAACUGCACCUACCACAGGAGGGGGGGGCAGUGGAUCACCUGCCGGUCCCACGCCUCCUUGCACGGCUACGGAAACGUGAGCGUGUCGGUCCGAGUGGACAAGGCCCACCUGCAGAAGGACCUGCGCUUCGAGUACGUGGAGGACCCCGCCAUCCUCAAGCUCGAGCCCGAGUGGAGCAUCUUCAGUGGCCACACCCCGGUGACAGUGACAGGCACCAACCUGGACAUCAUUCAGAACCCACAGAUCAGAGCCAAGUACAACGGACGGGAGGCAGUCAAUAAAUGCCGGGUCCUCAGCCCCACCGCCAUGCUGUGCCAGGCCCCCGCCCUGCCCGUCAGCCUGAGCAGGCAGAAGGAGGUGCCGGAGCGCCCCGACGAGUUCGGCUUCGUCCUGGACGACGUCCAGUCCGUGCUGGCCCUCAACACCACCAACUUCGUGUAUUACCCCAACCCCGUUUUCGAACAGCUGAGUGUGUCUGGAGUUCUGGAGCUGAAGCCAGGCUCACCAAUAAUACUGAAGGGCAGGAACUUCCUCCCUCCUACCCCCGGGGGCAACGGCAAGCUGAACUUCAGCGUCCUGAUUGGAGAGAAGCCCUGCACGCUAACAGUCUCCGACACACAGCUCCUGUGUGAGUCGCCCAACCUCACGGGGCGACACAAGGUCCUGGCGCGCGUGGGCGGGAUCGAGUUCUCCCCGGGCGUGGUCCACAUCACCUCGGACAGCCCGCUCAGCAGCACGGCCAUCGUGAGCAUCGCCGGCGCGGGCGGCCUCCUCAUCCUCUUCAUCGUGGUGGUCCUCAUCGCCUACAAGCGCAAGUCCCGCCAGAGCGACCUCACCCUCAAGCGGCUGCAGAUGCAGAUGGACAACCUGGAGUCGCGGGUGGCGCUGGAGUGCAAAGAGGCCUUCGCCGAGCUGCAGACGGACAUCCACGAGCUGACCAGCGACCUGGACGGGGCGGGGAUCCCCUUCCUGGACUACAGGGCGUACACCAUGCGGGUGCUCUUCCCCGGCAUCGAGGAGCACCCCGUCCUGAGGGACCUGGAGGUUCCGGGCUACAGGCAGGAGCAGGUGGAGAAGGGCCUGAAGCUCUUCGGCCAGCUCAUCAACAACAAGGUGUUCCUGCUGUCCUUCAUCCGCACGCUGGAGUCGCAGCGCGGCUUCUCCAUGCGCGACCGCGGCAACGUGGCCUCGCUCAUCAUGACCGUGCUGCAGAGCAAGCUGGAGUACGCCACCGACGUGCUCAAGCAGCUGCUCUCCGACCUCAUCGACAAGAACCUGGAGAGCAAGAACCACCCCAAGCUGCUGCUCCGCAGGACUGAAUCUGUGGCCGAGAAAAUGCUCACAAACUGGUUCACCUUUUUGCUUUACAAGUUCUUGAAGGAGUGCGCCGGUGAGCCCCUGUUCUCCCUCUUCUGCGCCAUCAAGCAGCAGAUGGAGAAGGGCCCCAUCGACUCCAUCACCGGCGAGGCUCGCUACUCGCUCAGCGAGGACAAGCUCAUCCGGCAGCAGAUCGACUACAAGACGAUGGUUGUAAACUGCAUUCACCCGGACAACGAGAAGAGCCCGGAGAUCCAGGUCAAAGUUCUGAACUGUGACACCAUCAGUCAAGUCAAGGAGAAGAUUCUGGAUGCCGUCUACAAGAACGUGCCCUACUCCCACAGGCAGAAGGCCUCGGACAUGGACCUCGAGUGGCGUCAGGGCAGAGGGUUGCGAGUCAUCCUCAUAGACGAAGAUGUCACCACAAAGAUCGAGAGCGACUGGAAGAGACUCAACAUGCUGAGUCACUACCAGGUGCCCGAUAACUCUGUGGUGGCCCUGGUCCCUAAGCAGGUCAUGGCCUACAACUCUGUGAACAACUCCACUGUCUCCAGAACGUCUGCCAGCAAAUACGAGAACAUGAUCAAGUACACGGGCAGCCCGGACAGCCUGCGCUCUCGCACGCCCAUGAUCACGCCCGACCUGGAGAGCGGGGUCAAGGUGUGGCACCUGGUCAAGAACCACGAGCACGGCGACCAGAAGGAGGGCGACCGUGGCAGCAAGAUGGUGUCCGAGAUCUACCUGACCCGGCUGCUGGCCACCAAGGGCACGCUGCAGAAGUUCGUGGACGACCUGUUCGAGACCAUCUUCAGCACGGCCCACCGCGGGAGCGCCCUGCCCCUCGCCAUCAAGUACAUGUUCGACUUCCUGGACGAGCAGGCGGACAAGCACAGCAUCCACGACCCGCACGUUCGCCACACGUGGAAGAGCAACUGCCUACCUCUGAGGUUCUGGGUGAACGUGAUCAAGAACCCGCAGUUCGUCUUCGACAUCCACAAGAGCAGCAUCACGGACGCCUGCCUGUCGGUGGUGGCCCAGACCUUCAUGGACUCCUGCUCCACCUCCGAGCACCGGCUGGGCAAGGACUCCCCCUCCAACAAGCUGCUGUACGCCAAGGACAUCCCCAGCUACAAGAGCUGGGUGGAGAGAUACUACUCGGACAUCAGCAGAAUGCCAGCCAUUAGCGACCAGGACAUGAACGCUUACCUGGCGGAGCAGUCUCGCAUGCACAUGCACGAGUUCAACAGCAUGAGCUCCCUCAGCGAGAUCUACUCCUACGUGGGCAAGUACAGCGAGGAGAUUGUGAACGCGCUGGAGCAAGACGACGUCGCCAGGAAACAGAGACUGGCCUUCAAGCUGGAGCAGGUGGUCUCCUUCAUGAGCCUUGAGAGCUGAGAACCGCGUUUCCCAGAGUGCACUGGGAGAUAUCAGAAACCGAGCCGUGCCUGAGCGAAGACCUGUCCUUCAUCUAUCUCAACAUCUACGUUUCAAAAAAAAAAAAAGUUCUCUUUUUCUUCCAGCUGCAAGUGUUGAAAUCACAUUAGGUGUGCUGUGCUGACAAGUGGGAGUGGUAAAUGGGAGGGAAGAAGGGUGCAGCUCACCACAUUGGUGACUGCCAGUGCUCUGGGGGGACGAAAACAAAAAAAAAAAAAAAAUGCUUUUCAUUAUGCUGCCUUGAAAACACCACUGAUAACAAAGUCUCUGACACAACAAAGGGUUGAUGUCCGUCUGUUUGUUUCCAACUUUUUCAGCGGGAUAGAAGUCAACCUACUUUACGGUCAAACAUUUAACAUGACAUAACAAGAGCAGAAGAGGUGGAUACACACACGCAUACACACACACACACACACGCACACACAUACACACACACACACACACACUCAAACACACACGCACACACACGCACAAAGACUAGACAAAACCAACACAGUAACCAAGGAAGUGUGGCGUUGAGCUGCACUUAACUGCUAAGUUAUUCAAAUAAUGCACCUCAAAGCAAGGGUGAGCAUUGAUGAAUGUUUCCACCUAUGUUUCAGUCAUGUUGAUAAUAUUAAAUGUAUUUGAAAGACUUGUUGGGUGUUUGGGGAGGGGGAGGGGGGAACUUUAGUGCUUCUUAACCUUUUUUGAACCAGUAUCUUGAUUGCACAGCAUAGAAUAACUCUUUAGUGGCAUCCUCCUUAUCAAUAUACUCCAGGAAAAAAAAAAAAAAGCUACUUGGCUCAUGUUUU
Molecule: messenger RNA, 7334 nt
Organism: Anguilla anguilla (European eel)
Lineage: Eukaryota; Metazoa; Chordata; Actinopteri; Anguilliformes; Anguillidae
Gene: plxna4
Product: plexin A4
Exons: 32
Coding region: 778-6501 (1907 amino acids)
Biological process (GO): regulation of GTPase activity; positive regulation of axonogenesis; negative regulation of cell adhesion
Cellular component (GO): semaphorin receptor complex
Molecular function (GO): protein binding; semaphorin receptor activity
Source: RefSeq, a predicted model, not a curated record